AUAGACAGCCAAAUUUACGACAGAAAACUGAAUUUGGGUCAUCACCGAUAUUAAAAGUAAACAAUACAAUAUGGCUGCCAACAUACAGUCGAUGUGUCAAUUCUGGAAAGAUUUCGAUUUAACCGAAUUACAGAAGAAUUUAGACACAACAGCUACAGUAAUCGCUAACAGACAAGAUGAGAGUGACGCUAGUCGUAAAAAACUUGUCGAUUUGAGUCGAGAUUUUAAAAAGAAUACCCCGGAAGACAUACGGAAGGUAGUAGCGCCUUUGUUGCGUAGUUUUCAAAGCGAAAUUGAUGCUCUCUCUAAGAGAAGUAAAUUCGGUGAAACUGCCUUUCUCUCUAUCUAUAGAAAACUUAUUGAUUUACCUGAUCCCGUACCGAUACUUGAGCAUGCCAUCAGCAUCCAGAAAAAAGCUCAAAAAGUUCAAGAUUUUGAAAUUGAAAACAAACAACUUCGGGAAACACUAACGGAUUAUAACCAUGAAUUCGCUGAGGUGAAAAAUCAGGAAGUGACAAUAAAACAACUGAGAGAAAAAUUAAAAGAAUAUGAAGAGCGUAUGGAAGCUACAGUGGAAAUCAGGAAAGAGAAAGAAAUUCAGAAGAAUUUUGCUGAAAAAGAACGCCAACUGCAAGAAACUCAGUUGGCCGUGGCUAAAAAACUUGGAGAAGCUGAACAAAAAGUGUCCAUCCUUCGCAGUAACUUAGAGUCUGUUCAGUCAGAAUUAUUUGACGUUAAGGCCAAAUACGACGAGGCAACGGCUGCAAAAUCCGAUGAAACUGAUAUGCUUAUGGCAGAUCUGGAGAGAGCAAAUGAAAGAGCAGUGGCAGUUGAACGACAGAUGGAGCAGAUUAAAGUGCAAAAUCAACAGCAACAGAUGCUUAUUUCUCAGAAUCAAGAUUCUUUAAAUCUGGAUAAAUCUGAAGAAAUGGAACAAGCAUUAGACAUCCUGAAACAUUCUAAUCUUGAAGUGGAACUUUCUGCAAAAGAAAAAGAAAUCAGCCAGCUUGUUGAUGAUGUGCAACGACUGCAGAUGUCACAAACAAAACUACGUGAGUCAACAACUGCUCGGAUCAACCAGCUAGAAGAAGAACUCAAUCAGAAGAACACUGCAUACCAAGAACUUGAAGAAAAAUUGAAAUUACAAGGAGAUUAUGAUGAGAUUAGCCGAGAGUUAAAUAUUUUGAAAUCCAUUGAAUUUUGUAAAUCUUCUGACGAAGUUUCUGUACCUCAGUCAAAGUCACUGGAGCUUUUACUUCUGGAGAAAAAUAAAAGUUUACAAGCUGAGACGACACAGCUGAAGAUGGCCAAUAGUGAGUUGAGCAAACAAUAUACAAAACUGCAGGACAGCUAUAAAGAAGCUGCUUCUACUCUUACCGAACAAAAAACAAUGAUAUCUCAACUUGAAGAGGAUUUACGCAGUGUUAAUGCAUUAUCUUCAAUGUUUCGUGGUGCAGCUGAAGGUGUUGAAGCUAAACCUGUUACUCCCACUGCUGAGGUUAUGGCAGAUUUUGUUAAAGAGAUGACUCCUCCAGUGAAUGGAGAGAAUGACAAGUCUUCUCUAACUGCCGCUUCCUCUCUUCUACCAAUUGUCCAAAGUCAAAGAGAACGUUACCGUCUGCGAGCCCAGGAUCUAGAAACACAGAAUUUGGUUUUGAAACAACAAGUCACUUUGCUCCAGAAUGAGACUGACAAACUCCGAUCUGACAAUGUCAAGCUGUAUGAGAAAAUACGAUUCUUACAAAGUUAUCCAUCAAAAUCUGAAUCUCACAUCAAUGUCGACGAAACAGAAAGCCAGUACUCUUCUCAGUAUGAGGAGAGACUUAACCCAUUCAACACAUUUAACCGCAAGGAAAGAAUGAAGCGUUAUAUGAACUUGAAACCAUAUGACAAGAUUACAUUAAGCAUGGGCCGUUUCAUUAUGGGCAACAAAGUUGCUCGUACUGUCACCUUCUUUUACACAAUCUUCCUCCACUGUUUUGUAUUCUUGGUUCUUUAUAAAUUGGCACACACCGAGUCCUGUAAACGGGAUAUGGCUGCUGAAUGCCAAGCUCGCUUUGCUGAACAUAUGAUGAAGUUUCACAAACACACCGAUACAGAAGUGAAGGAGCGACACCUUUUCUUAGAUGGUCAUCAAUAGAACCAAUACAUGGGGGCAGUCCUUUUUAAAGUUCUUACUGUCCCUUUCUUCUCUCGUCUGAGUUAUAAACACGUCAGCCAUAUACUAUAUACACACUUGUGUGUAUGUAAUGUAUCUAUGUAUAGGAGUGUAUGUAUUUGUUGUAUGUAUGAAUACAUGUGUAUGUGUAUAUGUAUAUAUAUGUGUGUGUAUGUUUGUAUAUAUAUCUAUAUGUAUGUAUAUAUACAUAUAUAUGUGUGUGUAUGUAAGUAUAUCACAUUAUGCACACACACACAUUUAGAGGUGUGGGUGUACUAACAACUGAGUAUGACUUGGUAACUUGUACUAUUCUUUUACUAAUUGUUUUUGGUGCCUCUGUAGUCAUGAGCAGACAUAGUCACCUUGGCCCUCCUAUGCUUGAUUCCAUGGAACAUCCAGGAUUUGACUGCUAGAGGGAAAGAUAGCUGCACCAGCAUUUGGCUAGUGCGCUUUUUCAGCUAAGUGGACUACAGCAGCAUGUAAGAAUUGCAUUGCUCAAAGACACUGCAUUGUCUAGUCCAUGAAGCAAAUCCAUGACCUUGUGACUGUGCAGUCAACAUAUCCUAUCUACUAGGGUACAUGCAUUCACGUGUGUGUGUGUGUGUGCAUGAUGAGUAUGUAGUAAGCAAGGAGGAUUUUAAAUGCAUAUCUCGUGAAGAGAUUAAUCAAGCCAGCAUCUUAUUGACAGAAAUGAAAUCACUAAUUUGUUUGAUCACAUCUCUAUGAGGCUGACUGUAGAUAUGAGCUUCACACACUUAUACACACACAUACUCACACACACAUAUAUUACAUUCUAUACACUUUUGUCAAGUAUGUGUAUGAUUAACAUUCUUUAAUGUUUUGUCUCUUGUACGAUGAAACAUACAUUUGGACCAGCGUACUGUGUGUGUAUGGUUGUGUAUGUGUGUGUGUGUGCAUAAGUUUGAAGGGCAAGUCUUCAGCCCGUCCCCCCACAAACUACCCUUUAAAAAAAAAAUUUUUGGAAUACGAAUCUGCAAAAAAAUUGGCAAAAAUCAGCAGUUUUAAAUUACCCCCGACCCCAACCCCUACCCCUCCUUCAUUUUUAAAAACUUUUUUCAGAAUUUUUUUUUUAAAAAUACAGAGAUUAUGAUUCUGAAACAAAUUUCCAAAAAUUUU
Molecule: messenger RNA, 3295 nt
Organism: Octopus bimaculoides (California two-spot octopus)
Lineage: Eukaryota; Metazoa; Mollusca; Cephalopoda; Octopoda; Octopodidae
Product: protein CASP
Biological process (GO): regulation of transcription by RNA polymerase II; intra-Golgi vesicle-mediated transport
Cellular component (GO): nucleus; Golgi membrane
Molecular function (GO): RNA polymerase II transcription regulatory region sequence-specific DNA binding; DNA-binding transcription factor activity, RNA polymerase II-specific
Source: RefSeq, a predicted model, not a curated record